This is a messenger RNA of Trichomycterus rosablanca, 1645 nucleotides long. Its product is annotated as transcription factor Jun-like. NCBI's taxonomy places the organism in Eukaryota, Metazoa, Chordata, Actinopteri, Siluriformes, Trichomycteridae. Gene Ontology annotation, biological process: regulation of transcription by RNA polymerase II; regulation of cell population proliferation; regulation of cell cycle. Gene Ontology annotation, molecular function: transcription factor binding; RNA polymerase II cis-regulatory region sequence-specific DNA binding; DNA-binding transcription factor activity, RNA polymerase II-specific. The transcript has a single exon. Gene Ontology annotation, cellular component: transcription regulator complex. The coding region runs from base 159 to 995 and encodes 278 amino acids. The record is from RefSeq and is a predicted model, not a curated record.
UUUAUGACUUUUAUUUCUCGGGGAAUUUUGCGUAAAUCUAUUUUACGGAUGCGACUGUACAAUUUCGAAGCAAGGUCUUACAGUUUAGAAAGUUUGGCGUGUUUGCACUGAACUUUGGGUUUUUGGAUUAAAAGCAUUGCACAGAUCUGCUGGGAAAAAUGGAGGGUAUGUUUUAUGAUGUACUGGAUCCCACUCCGUCUCAGCAUGCUGAACCUGAAACGAGCGCAUACGAGAGUCUGAAGUUCAGCCUGGAUUUGAACCUGCACGAACCCAAGCCUCAGACGCGCGGCACCCUCACAUCACCGGAUCUUCACCUCCUCAAGCUUUCCUCUCCAGAGCUGGAGCAUCUGAUCCUUCAGUCCUGCAGCGGUCUGAGCUCCAGCACUCCCAUCUCCACUUCCGCACGCUUCCUCGCUUCGAAACACAUCACCGAUGAGCAGCAGGGGUUCGCCGACGGAUUCGUCCGAGCGCUGGAAGACCUGCACCGCCAGCAGCACACGCCCGGGAUGCCCGGUGCCGAUGCGCCACCCGCGGGAACAGGAGCGCCUCACACCUGCCCCGCCUUCGAGCCUCCACACGCGCAUGACGAGCACCAGGUCUGGGACGGGUACCCCGACGCGCCCGUAUGCACCCCGGUGCAAAACCCCGGAGCCGGCGAGUUUCACUGCGGACCCGGUCUGAAGGACGAGCCGCACAGAGUGCCCGACACUCCCCCUCUGUCUCCUAUAGACAUGGAGGAUCAGGAGAGGAUCAAAGCCGAGAGGAAGCGUCUCAGGAACCGUGUAGCGGCAUCGAAGUGCAGGAAGCGGAAGCUGGAGAGGUUGGCUCGGCUGGAGCAGAGGGUGAACCGGUUAAGCGGCGAGAACGGAGAACUGCGCACCGCCGCCCAGGCGCUCCGAGACCAAGUACUGCAGCUCCGCCACCAACUGCUGGAUCACAUCAAGAGCGGCUGCAAACAGCUCAGCCAGCAGUUUCAAACCAUCACUGACUGUUAAUCACACUUUACUCUGUUCAUUCAUUUAUACAGUGUGCCUUUAAAACUCGUUAUAGGUCAUUAAAGAAGCACCGUUUACAAUUAAGGGAAUCGCCUCAAAACAUGGACAUGUACAUUCAGGUUCCCUUGUUUCUGAGAAUGCUGAUCAAGUGAUCAGAACAUGAUUAGUAAAGCAGUUUUCCACAAUAGUUAUUGCACUUUUAUUCCAAUAUUUUUAAGAGAUUUCCUUUAGACAUUUUACAUCUGUGGCUGGGGCUGGUUGAGACACCUUUUUUCAUUCAUCUGUUGAGUAUUUGCACUAAUAUUUCUAAAACAUGUACAACUAUUAGUUGAGAAAUGUUCUUCUGAACAGAUUGAUAAUUCUCUUCCAAGUUUUGGCACAUUCCCUAUGUUUUUUUUUUGUGGAUCCUUGUUUUAAACCCAAUCAUGAUUCCCUCACCCGUUAACCAAUAUAGCUGCUUACUGUGAAAUGUUUCAUAACAGGUAACUUCAAUAUUGUAAAAAUGUACUCUCAUUUAGCCUGUCUGAACUUUAAGUGUUGCAAGCAUCACAUUCUAAACUUGUUAUUAUUUACAAAAUACAAUCAAGGUGGUCGGCCAACUCUAAAGGAAUUUGUUUGUACUUCUGUCAGUUAAAUAAAGAUCUAAGAGA